Messenger RNA from Lactuca saligna, 3294 nucleotides. NCBI's taxonomy places the organism in Eukaryota, Viridiplantae, Streptophyta, Magnoliopsida, Asterales, Asteraceae. The record is from the annotation of a GenBank genome assembly.
GGUAAAAGAAAAAAAUGACAUGGGUAUAUUGUAAAGUUUAGUAGUAACCAAGAAGCAAAGUAGAAUAAACCUAAAAUUCGAGGUAGCUGAAUGUCAAACUUUACUAAAAUAAUCCCAUUGGUAGCAGAAGUCGCCUUCAUGCGGGGUAUCAAAUACGAAGCCAACGCUAAAAAACAGUGGGAGAAGAAGAGCGAUCGCAAAAGCGUGAAAAGUAAGUCAAAAGCUCCUUUGGUGCAUCCUUUCUAUCAUCAUAAGAUACAUACUGAUCUAAAAACUCCCUAAACAUUAUAGAUCUAUUUCAUUCUCUUUAGCUGCUGAAGUCGAUUACAUUACAUCUCUGGUGAUUAAUAUGAGUCUUGGUGGCCCUUCUCUUGGUUCUGGUGGUAGAACUGCUAGAAGGGCAUUUGAGUUUGGACAGACACACGUGGUAAAACCUAAAGGCAAACACCUGGCAACCAUUGUUUGGUUGCAUGGUCUUGGUGACAAUGGUGCAAGCUGGGCCCAGCUCUUGGAGACCCUUCCUCUUCCAAAUAUCAAAUGGAUAUGCCCCACAUCUCCUUCUCAACCCUUAACAUUAUUUGGUGGCUUUCCUUCAAAUGCAUGGUUUGAUGUAAGUGACCUUUCUGAGGAAUCAAAACAAGAUGUAGAUGGACUUGAUGCUUCAGCUGCACAUGUUUUGAGUCUCCUCUCUGCUGAGCCUCCAGAUGUGAAACUUGGAGUAGGAGGGUUUAGUAUGGGUUCAGCCACUGCUUUAUACUCUGCAAGUUGCUUUGCUCAUGGAAAACUUGGGGAUGACAAUGCUUACUCAGCCCAUUUGGAUGCAGUUAUUGGCCUUAGUGGCUGGCUUCCAUGUGCCAAGGACCUAAGUAGCAAGGUAGAAGGAGAUGAAGCUGCAGCUCGAGCAUCAUCUUUGCCCAUUUUGCUAUGUCAUGGAAAAGUUGAUGAUGUGGUUCUCUUCCGUUAUGGUGACAAGUCAUCAGAGAAAUUAACUUCUACUGGCUUUAAAAACUUGACCUUCAAAACCUACGACUCGCUUGGCCACUACACGAUGCCAGAAGAGAUGGACGAUGUUUGUUCGUGGCUAACUUCAAAAUUAGAGCUCAAGUGCGAGUCGUAGUUUCAUCGAUUGAAAAAUCAAAAUCAAAACCAAAAACAAUAUUUUGUGAUGUGAUAUGAAAUAUGAUUUGCUCAAACAUUUAAACAAGUGUGAUGAUUUGGGUGUGAAAGUUACAUGGGAUACUUUGGUUGUGGUUCCAAACAAUCAAUCAUUUAAAUACUUGGGUUUACAAUCUACAGAAAAGUACAUUCGAUUGUGUACAACAAACGGAAGCGAUAAACAAAACAAUAAUAAACUUAGGAGCAAAAUAAAAAAUCACUUGAAAUCUCAACAAAUUACUAUGAAAGAAAGAUUGGGUUUUUGGUUUCAUCUAGCGACCUCUUUGAUAAAAGAUACAUCAUUGUAGGGUGGUGGGAGGAGGUGUUUAUCUUGCUCAUCAUUGUCAUAUUCUUCUUCUGUAGGUGGAGGUGGUUCUUGAGCAUUGGUUGUUGACACAGAUGUGUUCCCAUCUUCUUCUGUAAAUCCAUCAGGAAGCUGUUUAACAGCAGAUACUUGAAGGCUUUCAGGAAGUAGAAAAUAAAAAAUACGCACCUAAUCUGGCGAGUCGGUUGACCCAGCCAGGGAUACUUUUGCCAGUUAAUCUUUGGGAAAUGUCAUCUGUAAAAUGGUUGCAGUUUUUGGAAAUGAGGUGAUAUGUGUCUCCAUGAUACUCUGAAGCCACAUUCUCAAUAAAUUCCCUAAAUUCGGAUGGUGAUUUGGUUACAUGCCCUAAUGGGAUUGAACAUCUGUAAACAAAACCAGGGCAACUCUUGGGUUCAACUUCAAACACACCACUAAUUGGAAAAUCAUGAGCCCCGUAUCCGUAUUCCAUACCAUACACUGUAACAAAUGAAAGGGUAAUUACGUAAUUUCACAUUUAUCUCAAUUGACUUGCAAAUCUUAGUUGAUACAGAAAAAACGAGUAAGCAUAGCUUUUUAUCUGUCAUUUCUGUGUUCAUGAAUAAAACUCAAUCAACAUUACAUAGCAUCUUUUACAACUAAAGAAACUUGAUUUAUCUUAAAGCCUAAAAAAAAAUCUAUCCCAUGAAGAAUGACAUGUAGUAAAAUCCCAAAAUAACCAAUCAAAAAUCUUUGCAUUUUUGAAAGAUCCCGAUUCAUUGAUUAAGAAGACAUCUUUUAUGGCGCAAGAACCACAAAGAGCUCAUAAAACAAUUAAUGUUUUAUAUUCUACAAAACCCAUAUCACCAAAUACAAAUCAAAGAAAACCCAAAUGAUUUAAUUUGUACAAUUUGGAAUUGAACAUAAACACCCAUGAAAAGUUAAGUCGUGAUCACCAUUUAACUGUAAUCCAAAACCUCAUAAAUCAUUAAGUUAAAACAUAAACCCAUUGCAGUUACAGAUCAUUCUACAAAACCAAUUACGAAAGAAAAGUAAGAGCCCAAAUGAUUCUAUUCAUCAAGAAGACAUGAGUGUAAGGCUCAAGAACCCCUACCCAAAAACCUCAUAAAACUUUGAACUAAAACAAAAACCCAUUAACGUUUCAAAUCAGUCGACUAAACCCACAUCACCAUAUACAAAAUCGCCUAAAAUGGAAUUAGAUCAGGUUGGAUUUUUGCUCACCUUGAAUACCCGAAUGAAAAAUACCAAAUCCAAACCAGAUGCUGUACGAAUUGAUAGGGGUAAGAUCAUAUACAUUCAGGAAAACUUGUGUGUCCAUGUUGCUGUAAUUCCUUUCUGGGCUUGUUGAGUUUGAUGAGGUACUGUGUCGUCCCAUUUGCUGAUUUUAGUUUGCUUGUCUCUAAAAUUAAAAGUGAUCUAUCUUUCUGAAGAAGAGAAAAGGGGCUUCGUAUGAUUUUAUGAACGAUUUUUCGUUUCUGGGAUCAUACUUUUUGCUGUGAGAUACAAACACACACUCCAAUCGAAAAGGGUUGAUUUUCCUGUUCGGGGAAGAGGCAAAAUUGAUCGGAACUCUUUUCGAGUGUACAAUUGGGAAAAGGAAAAAGGAAAAGGAGAAAGGGUAAAGUGGGAAGAGGGAUUUUCAGAAAGCUGUAUAAGUUCAAUUUGGAUCGUGGGAUCAAUCAUGGAAGUGAACGAGUCAGGACUCGCUGUGUCGCUCAGCUCAUUUGGGCCCUUUGAUAAAAUAUGACAGAUUGGGAUCAAUCAUCAAAGUUUCAUCAGGUAGGGUUGAGUUUUUGACCGAAAAGAAAAUGUAUUUUUUUUAUAGAAUAUAAAAUUUU